Molecule: messenger RNA, 3297 nt
Organism: Phycomyces blakesleeanus NRRL 1555(-)
Lineage: Eukaryota; Fungi; Mucoromycota; Mucoromycetes; Mucorales; Phycomycetaceae
Exons: 10
Coding region: 1-3297 (1098 amino acids)
Biological process (GO): actin filament organization; vesicle transport along actin filament
Cellular component (GO): vesicle; cytoplasm; actin cytoskeleton
Molecular function (GO): ATP binding; microfilament motor activity; actin filament binding
Source: RefSeq, a predicted model, not a curated record
AUGACAUCAGAUUUUCUUCUGCCAGAUAACACAUCUGACUCUCCUCAAUAUACUGAACACGCAGGCUCGUUUGUUCAUAGCCAUGGGACAAAGGUUUUUAUCAAGAGUCGACUUGACGGUGUACUUGAUGCCGUAGCACAGGCCCGAUUCAAUGAAAAACGAUGGGUUUGGAUUCCAGAUCCUGAGAUGGGAUAUGCACGGGCCCAUGUUUUGAAUGAAUUAUCAAAACAAGACACAGAAGUCGAAUUAGAAAGUGGCCAGGUAAAGAUUGUACAAACAAAAGAUGUGUUUGCCAUGAACCCUCCUCAAUUCGACAUGGCUGAAGAUAUGGCUGAACUCACUCAACUAAACGAACCUUGUGUUGUUCAUAACUUGACGGUCAGAUUCCGUGCCAAUCAAAUAUAUUCAGGACUCUUCUUGGUGGCUGUCAAUCCAUACCGUCAAUUACCAAUCUAUUCUGAUGAAUGCAUGCAAUCAUACAAGGGUCGUCGGCGUGGCGAAUUAUCACCACAUAUUUAUGCUGUUGCCGAUCAAGCUUACCAUGACAUGCUCCAUGACAAAGAAAACCAAUCUAUUCUCAUCACAGGUGAAUCUGGUGCUGGUAAAACAGAAAAUACAAAGGUCGCAAUCCAAUACUUGACAACCAUGGCAAGCAAAAGAAUCCUGAACAAGAACGGCACAGUUCUGGUCAACCAGUUGGAACAACAGAUCCUUCAGGCCAAUCCUAUUCUGGAAUCCUUUGGAAAUGCACAGACCAUUCGUAAUAACAAUUCAUCUCGUUUUGGAAAGUUUAUCCGAAUCGAAUUCAACAUGCAGGCUCAUAUCUGUGGUGCAAAUAUCGAGUGGUACCUUUUAGAAAAAUCGCGUGUUCAUAGUCAGUCUUCAAAAGAGCGCAAUUAUCACAUAUUUUAUCAGUUACUCAAUGCAGACAAGGCCAUGAAAGAGGAAUUGCUCCUUAAUGAUGAUCAUGCCAGUCAAUAUGGGUUUCUCAAAGACUCUCAGCCUACCAUUGAAGACGUAGAUGAUGCAAAAGAAUAUGAGAACCUGAUCAAUGCAAUGCAUAUUAUGGGACUCAAAAAAGACGAAAUCCGUGACUUCCUACGUAUGGUUGCUGCCGUCCUACACCUUGGAAACAUUGCUCUGACGGCUGACUACAGUGGCGAGCGGGCCGACGUACGAGAUUUUUCUGCCCUGGAACGUACAUGCCACUUACUCGGAAUUCCGGCCCAGGAAUUCAAAAAGAGUCUAUUGACACCUCGCAUCAAAGCCGGUCGAGAUUGGGUCAACCAAGCAAAAUCACCUGCCCAGGUGAUGGCCAGUGUUGAUGCACUGGCAAAGACGAUCUAUGAACGAAACUUUGGAGGUCUGGUUGAUCGGAUCAACCGAGCGAUCGAUUGUCAAAAGACGACGAGCAAGAUGGGAUUUAUAGGUGUUUUGGAUAUUGCUGGGUUUGAGAUAUUUGAAGUCAAUAGCUUUGAACAGUUGUGUAUCAAUUAUACGAACGAGAAACUACAACAGUUCUUUAACCACAACAUGUUUGUACUCGAACAAGAAGAAUACAAAAAAGAACGAAUCGAGUGGUCUUUUAUUGAUUUCGGAUUGGAUCUUCAACCUACCAUUGACCUUAUUGAAAAAACAAAUCCUGUUGGUAUUCUGUCUUGUCUUGAAGAAGAAUGUGUUGCUCCAAGAGGAACAGACAAACGAUUUCUUGAAAAGUUAAAUUCAACCUGGGUCAGUGACGACCCAGAAGGCAAAUACAAGAGCAUCCGGUUCAAAGAAAGCUUUACGGUAAAACACUAUGCUGGUCAGGUCGAAUACUCUACCGCAGGCUGGAUCAACAAGAACAAGGAUCCACUCAACGAAGACAUCACCCGGCUCUUGGCCCGAUCGACCAACAGACACGUGGCGACCUUGUUUGAGGACUACCUCACCGAGACAGAACACCAGAUACCCAACGAGUCUGGCCUGCCGACCUCUUCAUCGACCUUUUCGCUCAUGAAGCUGCGGAAAGGCGGUGGGUCCUUUAGGACGGUUGGCCAGCGGCACAAACAGCAGCUGCUUUCGUUGAUGAACACCCUCUAUCUGACUCACCCCCACUUUGUGCGCUGUAUCUUGCCAAACGGCCGCAAGCACGCAGGCGAGAUCCAGGCACUCCUGGUACUCGAUCAACUGAGAUGCAAUGGUGUGCUCGAAGGAAUUCGGAUCUGUCGAAAGGGGUUUCCCAAUCGACUGGUUUUUGCGGAUUUCAGAAAGCGCUACGAGAUCCUGUGUCCACGCCAGGCAUCGACCAAUUGUUUUGUGGAUGGUCGUAGCGCAUGCCAGACCUUAUUGGAUAGUUUGGCACUAGAUUCAGAAAAGUAUAGAAUAGGCAACACAAAAGUGUUUUUCAAAGCUACAGUGCUUGCUGAACUCGAAGAAAUAAGGGAUCGUAAACUGUCAGAAUACAUCACAAGGUUUCAGGCAGGCUGCCGGCGCUACAUUGCUCGUUAUCAUCUCACACGGGUAUCUCGACAAGCAGAGGCUAUCAAGAUUAUGCAACGUAACGCACGUAUCUAUGUGACCUUGCGCGAAUGGUCUUGGUGGAAAAUAUAUGCAAAACUCAAGCCUCUCAAUGUGGCCUAUCGUGUCGAAAGCCAGAUAAAGGAAAAGGACCAAAGGAUCGCCGACCUCGAGAACUCGAUCGCAGUUCAUCAACAGUCCUACGAAGACCUGCAAGACCAGCAUAGUGCCCUGGUGGCAAAUUACAAGACCUACAAAGAGCUUCUGGCAAAUGAGCAGCGUCUGACAGCCGAGCUCGAGGAAACCAAAAUUGGUCUUUCUGAAAAACUUAGGGACUCCAAAGGCAAGAUUGACCAAAUGCUGGCCGAGAUCAAGCAAAUAAAGGAUCAGGUCGAUGAAAGACAACAAAAGAUUGAUGAGCUUGAAACCAAGGCAUCCAGCGAAUCAGAGCUUCUGGCCGAGACUCAAAAGGUUGCCGAGGACCAUUCACUUGAGCGAGAUAUAUUGGCAGCCGAGUAUGAGGCACUUGAAGAAAAACACAGGCUCUUGGAAAGCCAGCUGGAGGCUGUCGAAACCAAAAGCCAGAACGCUUUGAUGGAGGUCAAUCAGUCGUUUGAUUCUCAGAUACAAGAACGAGACACGAAAAUCAAACAGCUAAAGAGCGAUCUUGAGGCACGUCAGAGGAACGAGAGUUUAUUACAGCAAACCAUAGAAACCAAUAAAAAUCAAUACCAGGAGCUUAUUUCUCAAAAAGAGGUAAAGAAGAUAUAUAUCUAUCUAGAGAGAUUUCUUGAUUAA